AUGUCCACCGUCCGUCUUGUGCGUCGUCUGCCAGCAGCGCUGUCGCACAGUACAUCAUCGCCCGUCUUGGCAUCUCUGGCCACGAGAACAACAGCCAAAGGCGCUCUCGUGAGCACCAACUCCAGGAUGGCUUCAUCGGCCUCAUCGGCUGCCGGCAAAAAUAACUGGUCAGCGGCCCAGUACCUCAAGUUUGACAGCGAGCGCACCCGCGCCGUGCACGACCUGGUGGCGCGGGUGCCGCUGCCGGGCGGCAAACUGCCGGCCACGACAGAUGACGACGCCUCGCCACCCCUGCGCAUCAUCGAUCUCGGCUGCGGUCCCGGCAACUCGACGGCCGUGCUGGUGCAGCGGUUCACGGGCGCCCACGUGUCGGGCGUCGACGCGUCGCCCAACAUGAUCGAGCGGGCACGUGCGGCGCUGCCAGACGUCGACUUUGCGCUGGCCGACCUACGCACGUAUGCAGGCCAACCGACAGACGAUGCACCGGCCGAUUUGCUGCUGGCCAACGCCGUGUUCCAGUGGCUGCGGCUGCCAGACCGGCUGCCGACGGUGCUGCGGCUGCUGGCGACGCAGCGGCCGGGCGGCGUGUUCGCGUACCAGGUGCCCGACAACAAGGACGAGCCGUCACACCGGGCAAUGGGUGAAGUCGGCAGCGGAAAGGCGCCCGGAACUUCGGCCGACGACGUCUGGGUGCCGUUCCUGCGCGACCUCUCGGAUCGCGACCCGAUCGAGACGCCCGAGACGAUCUACGACGCGCUCAUCCUUCACUGCACCGCCGUCGACGUCUGGCACACGGCCUACUACCACGCUCUGCCCGGCGGCGUCGCCGAUAUCGUCGAGUGGCUCAAGGGCUCCGGCCUGCAGCCCUUUGUCAACGCCCUGCCGGAAGGCCCCGUCCGUGAUGCCUAUCUCGAUGCCUACAAGACUCGUCUCGCCGACUUCUACAAGCCGCGUGCUGACGGCUCCGUCCUCAUCCGCUACCCCCGUCUCUUUGUCGUUGCCGUCAAGAAGUAG
Molecule: messenger RNA, 1014 nt
Organism: Grosmannia clavigera kw1407
Lineage: Eukaryota; Fungi; Ascomycota; Sordariomycetes; Ophiostomatales; Ophiostomataceae
Product: trans-aconitate 2-methyltransferase
Exons: 1
Coding region: 1-1014 (337 amino acids)
Molecular function (GO): trans-aconitate 2-methyltransferase activity
Source: RefSeq, a predicted model, not a curated record